CCCGCCAGCCGAGCAGUUCCACUGAGCGGGCGGGCGAGCGAGCGAGCGAGCGAGCGGGCGGGCGGGCGCGAAGGAGGAGGGCUCGCCCCCCGCCCGGCCGGAGCAGAGCCUUUUGUUCCCAGCCAGAAGUUUGCAUGCCGGGACCGUGACAGCUGCGGGCGGGAGGACGGCGGGGGCGCGGGGCCGGUAGCGACGGUGGAGAAUAGAGGCGGCUGCUUGACAUGCAGCCCACGGCGCGGCGGCUGCGGACUGAGAGGAGGCGGCGCCCACAGCACACGGGUCUCAGCUGCCGGAGGGACAAACUAACUUCCUGAGCGCAGGACCUGAGGCCGGCGCGACCGGGAGCCACCUGCCAGCCUGCGGUGAGGUGACCCUGGCCCUCUGGGCGCGCGGCAUGGUGCGGGGGAGCAGGCCGCGCUGAGCAAGCCCCGCCGACAAACCCUUGGCCGCUGCUGCAACCUGCCCGCCUUCUGGAAGGCCCGGCGCGAGCUUCACUUGGCUUUCUUUUGCGGCCACAGCGCAGGGCUGGCCUGGGAGCCACAACAAUGCCAUGAUGUUUUGGAGACAGGAAGUCCCAAGCUGGCCCCGAAUGAAGGACUUCCUGUGUUUAAAGUUGCAGGAAUAUCCGCCGACGAGCCCAGUUCAAAUGCAAACACCCGAACUAGGGAGGACGAAUGGCUAAUUCAAACCAGCUGGACUCUCCAGGGCUGGAACUGAGGAUAAAAUGAAAGGAAUUCUUAGGAGCUUGGGCCAUACGUGAAGACUAGAGACGCCGUGCCAUUGUUACCAAAGGACACAAUCGGUAUAAAUUCGCUGCCUCCAAUUCUGCUUCAGUGAGAAGUGAGUGGAACUAGAUAUUGAGUAAGACUUGUCAAUAUCAGAUAAUUCUUGCUGACUGAAUUAGAAAGAACAGCUCUUUUUAAAAAAAAGCCAUACAAGGAAUUAUUUUAUGUUUGUUGAUUAAAUCAUAUCAUUUAUCUGCUUGCAACUAUGAGGCCACUAGCCUAUGUGGGAAAAGCUGGUGGGCUUAAAGCUUCUCCCAGAAUGGUUUCAGAGUGGGACUUCCACACCUUUCUGGAGGGUAGAUGCAAUUGGUGGUUUGGAGUAUAAACACGUAAAAGGAUUUUUUAACUUACGCAGAAUGCAUUUUUGGAGAACUUGUGAAAAAACUUUUAAAAGAUUGAUGGUUCAUCUUGACUGAAAAAGUAUGGGUAAGCCACUCAGCAGGCCAGACUGUUUAAGGCAGAACCCCACCUGCCUGGGGAAAGGAGAGGAAGAGGAUGGCUAUAUAGAGGAUUGCUAUGUCCCUCAGAGGUCUAUAUAUGAUACAAUGAGGAUAAAUGAACAAAUUGACCAAGGGUCAAAGCUUAAUCAGACUUCAAAAAGCACCAUGGAAAAGAUGGAGGGAAGUACUCUAUCCAGCAAUGGUACGUUAGGAGCAGCAUCUAAUGUAUUUGAGUCUCGAGCACCAGAAAGCAAAAAACUGGAUGAGAGAAUAAUAUUUGAUGCACUGAAGCUAAGCAGCGAUGUGCAGAAAUCAGCACCUGUGCCACCCAGAAGGCGACCAAAUGCAGAACGCAAAGAUAAUGUUAACAGGAGGUCUUGGAAGUCCUUCAUGCCGCCCAACUUCCCAGAAUUUGCAGAAAGGAUGGAGGCUUCUCUCAGUGAGGUCUCAGAAGCUGGUGCUUCAGAUCCUUCCUUGCAAGAGAAGAGAGAAUCCAGUUCUGUAUUAACAGAAAGUUCUGGUCAUUUGGGCCACAGGGAACUUCAGUCAGAGUCAGUCACUCUGGAACAUGUGUCCAAAUCCGUAGGAAUUCCAGAAGUGCCAAAUGUGAAAAACUUAAGUGGAGACUGCCAGGACUUCAGGUUUCAGCUGCACAGUGAGAGCUCUCCCCAUGAAUUCCAGCCUCUGGAAUCAGAGGCUGCAGGAGCAAGUGGUAACACAGAUGUAAUGCAGGAACACAGAUUCUCAAGUGCAACCUGGCCCAGGACCAUGAAAAGUUUGGCUAAGGGAGGCUUCAGCGAGAAGCAGCACCCCCUUGGGGACACAGCCUGCACAAUGGAAAUGGCACCUCUCUCCCCUUGCCUGAGUGAAGAGCUGUUGGAUCCAGAAUUGCAUAUUCUCAUAACCCCCAGCCUAAGAGAGAAAACAGAGUCUGAGCUAAAGUUUGAGGAGGAUGAGCGAUGGAUCAUGAUGGAGGCUGAGGAAGAGUGGGAGGAAGAGAAACUGUCAGAGAGAGGAAAGACUUUUUUAAUGGCAGAUGAGAAAAAGAACAGCCUGGCAGAUAUUUUUGAAGAAAGAGAACAAACACACUCUGUAGCUGUGGUGGAGGAUGGAGCCGAUUGCUUAGCUGCUGUCUUGACUUUUGACCACUCUGGUUGGAUUCGUUGCUCUGAUGACCCACAGCCAGCUAAAGACCAUUUGGCUUCUGUUCCCAAGGAUUCACUCUUUGGUUGCAGUUGUGCCCUCUCAGGUGAGGGUGCUGUACAUGAGUUCGAAAACAGAACUGCUCAGGGGCUACAGGGUCUUGUUUCAGAUUUAGAAUGUAUUGUUGGUCCUGUCGAUGCAGAGCAGCUCUCUGAUACAGAUUCAGUGCAGAUGUUUCUUGAACUUGAAAAGGAGUGUUUAUGUGAAGAAGGAGUCAUGCCUCUAGUUGAGCUGGAGAGUCAAGCCUCUUCUGAAGGGCUGGCCCCAUUCCAGGAUGCAGAAAAUUCACAUGUAAUUAGUCAUUUUCCAGAGGCUACCUUAGAAAAGAAGCAACAUGUAGGCUUUUUAAACGUAAGGGUAAAGGACUAUGAUACUGGAUUGGAUUGUGAAUAUUUUAAUGCCCUGGAUUCUUCUCAGGUGCCUAACACUAUAGAAUUUAUUACCCACCCUGAUACCAUGAGGAACACUUCCACUGUUAGCAAGGAGGAGUGUGAAAAAGUGCCUUUUAGCCCCCAGACUGCACUGGAAUUUAAGUUCAGACACCCAGCUGAUCUGGAGUCACUAGGAGAGAUGGACCUAGAAAGAUUAUCAAACUUUGAUCACAGGGCUUCUCUUGAAGAAAAUUUAUCAAGCUCUAUUACUUCUGAGCUGGCCAAAGAAAAUGGCAAUUUGUCCCAGGUAGACUGCAGUCAAAUUGAGGGGAAUGUUGAGGAGUGUGUUGAGAGGGUCUCCGUCAGUUCUGCUUUUAACUAUGAACUAACAGUUGUUACCUCAGAGCCUGAAGUAGAGGUGUUACCAUAUGGUUCACAUUUACUAACAGAUGAAAUUCAUUUGGAAGGUGAGCAAGGAACUAUUAAUCAAGAAAAUAAUAGCCUGACUUCCUCAGGAGAUAUGGACCCUUGCAAAUUGUUGUCUAUGGAGAAAGUUUGUGAUGAAGAUGGUGAGGCAAAAGAACUGGAUUAUGAAGCCAAGCUUUUGAAGGAUCAAGCCCCAGCACAUUUUCACAGAGACUUCCCAGAUAAAGUUUCCCAAAGUCUUCAGAGGAAGUCCUCAGAGUCAGAGAUUCUGAGUCUGUACCAGCUGGUUGGAGGACUAAGACACAGCAGAGAUGGAAUGGAAACUGUGAAUGAUAUCAAGCCUAAGCCGAAUGUGGCAUCAUCAGAGGGAGGUCAGAUGGAAACGAGAGACUCAGAUUCAUUACUAGAUACCUUUCAGGAGGAUCGAGUUACCAAGGCUAAUAAUAUCAUACCAGUUUUGGAGAAAUGGAUAGCGAUCCCACAGAGGCCUGCCCCAACUGCUGCAGUGCCUACCCCAGAGAACAGUGUCCCAGUUGUUGCAGUGCCUGCCCCAGAGGGACCUGCUGCCUCAGCUGCUGCAGUGUCUGCCCCAGAAGAGGCUACUGCAGGUGCUGCUAUAGUGCCCACCCCAGAGGAGGCUGCUGCAGCUGCUAUGGUGCCUGCUCCAGAGGAAGAUGUUCCAGCUGCUGCAGUGGCCACCAUAGAGGAGGAUGUCCCAACUGCUGCAGUGGUCACCAUAGCGGAGGAUGUCCCAGCUGCUGCAGUGGCCACCAUAGAGGAGGAUGUCCCAGCUGCAAUGGCCACCAUAGAGGAGGAUGUCCCAGCUGCUGCAGUGGUCACCAUAGAGGAGGAGGAGGGUGUCCCACCUGCUGCAGUGGUCACCAUAGCAGAGGAUGACCCAGCUGCUGCAGUGGCCACCAUAGAGGAGGAUGACCCAGCUGCUGCAGUGGCCACCAUAGAGGAGGGUGUUCCAGCUGCUGCAGUGGCCACCAUAGAGGAGGGUGUUCCAGCUGCUGCAGUGGCCACCAUAGAGGAGGGUAUUCCAGCUGCUGCAGUGGUCACCAUAGCAGAGGAUGACCCAGCUGCUGCAGUAGCCACCAUAGAGGAGGAUGACCCAGCUGCUGCAGUGGCCACCAUAGAGGAGGAUGACCCAGCUGCUGCAGUGGCCACCAUAGGGGAGGGUGUUCCAGCUGCUGCAGUGUCUGUCACAGAAGAAGAUGUCCCAGCUGUUGCAGAGCCCUCCCCAGAUGGUACUGCUGCAACUGCUACGGUGUCCACCAUAGAGGAGGAUGACACCCCAGAGAGGCUUUUCACCCCAGCUGCUGCAGUGCCUACUCCCGAGAGGCCUGCCACCCCAGCUGUUGGAAUGCCUGCCCCAGAGGAGGAUGACACCCCAGCUACUGCCUUACCUGCCCCAGAGAACACCCCAGAAGGGCCUGCUGCCCCAGACGUUGGAGUGCCCACUCCAGAGGGGCAUGCUGCCCCAGAUGUUGGAGUGCUCACUCCAGAGGGGCCUGCUGCACCAGCUGCUGUAGUGCAUGCCCCAGAGGAAGAGGACGCCCCAGAUGAGCCUGACACCCCAGACGAGGAUGACACUCCAGAGGAGCCUGACACCCUAGCUACUGCAGUGCCUGCCCCAGAGGAGUAUGAUACCCCAGAGGGGCCUGCUGCCCCAGAUGUUCCAUUGCCCACUACAGAGGAGCCUGCUGCCCCAGCUGCUGCAGUGCCUGCUGUGGAGGAAGUUGUCCCUUCUGGAGUCCCCUCCAUGGGAGAUACUGCCCACACUGAUUCAGUGCCUGUCUCAGAAGAAAGAAUUCCUGCUAAGGUGGAGCCUUCCCCUGCUGGAAUGUGGAUCAAGGAGGAUCUUGAUUCCCCAGCAUUUGGGGUAAAAGAGAUGACUGGCACAGUGCUACAUGGGCAAGUGCCUCUGACUUCUACUGAUGGAUUAAGUUCAAAUGAGGUAAUUGUUGCUCAUUUUGUUGUGGGGAGGGGUAUGGGGAUUAAAGUGAGAUUUGCAAGUUCUCUGACUUGGUAGUGAUUAGAAAUGGCACAGAUAGUCCUUUCAUUUGUUCUUUUUGGGUCCUCUGGGCUGACAUUUUCUAGUCUUUGAGUUUAUGGGGAGCUGGUGGAAAUUAAAAUAUAUCUUACUUUGGUCAGGUGAAAAACUUUGUAAUUUGAACCUGGUUUUUUAUUCAGAUAAGCCAAGCCUAAGGAGAACUAGAAUGUAAACUGUUAUUGAUUUACAUUUUGAAAAAGAUUAUUAGCAGGAAAGGGUAAUUCUGCUUUCAAAAUACACAGCAAACCUGUUCUUUCCUAAAUUAUUGAUCCAUGAUGUCUACAGUCAGAUAUAGGCCAGGUUGUGGGCUUUGGAGUUAGACCUAGGGUACUUAUUAACCGCUCUGGGAAAACUGUUUACAUAUUCUAAGUUUCCUUUUUCUUUUUUGUUAAGGCAGAACCCUGUGAGGAUUGUGAGGAUAAAAUGAGAUAGCACAUUUAAAGCACCAAACAUAUUAAGAUUUCAAUCACUGACAGUUUUCUUCCCCUUUCCCCUCAAAUGGAUAUGUUGUUUAGUUGAAACAGUUUACCAAAAUAUGUUGAGUGAAAGCAAUAUACAGAUACCUGAAUAACAACAAUUUAAUUCAAAUGUGUAUUUUUUAAAGCCACUAAAAAAUAAAGAAGUAUUUUAAGUCAAACUGCCACUGUCCUUAAGCAAGUCACUUUUCUUUCCUGGGCCUCUUGCUUCCUAAUCUGUAACAUAAAGGAAUUGGGCUAAAUGUCCUCCUGGGUCUCUUUUAGUUCCAAAAUUCUAAGCUUCUUAAUGUUAGAGAACAGAAUGUGUUAGGAAACAGAUGGGAACAGUGUUCUACCUCCCAGAGGAAUUUGAGAUUUGCAGCUUUCUGCAGUUAACUGCCCAGGUGUUGUUUGGUCAGUAGUAAGGCAUGAAGGAGUUAGAGCUAACAGUCCGGGUAACUGAGUGAGGGGGUUGUUUUGAAUUUACACCAUCCUCAGGACCCAGAACAGUGCGUUCUUCAGAGCAGGCUUUGACUAUUAAUUGACUGAAUAAGUGAAUAUCAAUCUCCUGAAUAUCCAAGGAAGCUACAAGAAAGACAGGUGCUCUCAUCCACCCCAUUGCAGGGCCUUUCAGGGCAGCCUUAGUCUGUUAGAGCACCAGU
Messenger RNA from Trichechus manatus latirostris (Florida manatee), 6398 nucleotides. RefSeq lists its product as uncharacterized. The record is from RefSeq and is a predicted model, not a curated record. The coding region runs from base 1208 to 5260 and encodes 1350 amino acids. The transcript is spliced from 2 exons. Lineage: Eukaryota; Metazoa; Chordata; Mammalia; Sirenia; Trichechidae.